Molecule: messenger RNA, 1418 nt
Organism: Pseudogymnoascus verrucosus
Lineage: Eukaryota; Fungi; Ascomycota; Leotiomycetes; Thelebolales; Thelebolaceae
Exons: 5
Coding region: 80-1390 (436 amino acids)
Biological process (GO): protein phosphorylation; regulation of mRNA processing; spliceosomal complex assembly
Molecular function (GO): protein kinase activity; ATP binding
Source: RefSeq, a predicted model, not a curated record
CCACGGAUCUGGCCAUCCUACUUCUCCAAAUCCGCGGAAUUGGGCAAACUUUUAUUAUGGCCAAGUUUAUUGAGAUCCGAUGUCGCUUCCUCGAUGUCUGUGCGAGUUCCACACGUGUCAAUUGAUGCUCCGGUCCCGUGCGCUCACCACGAUGUCCCGGAGAUGCAUCUCAUCUCGAGUGACCAUGCACCCGAAUGCAGUAGCCCAUUUGUUGCCCGCUGAUACCCUUCUCGAGGAGGAGAAAAACCCGGAUUAUGACCCGAAACGCUUCUACCCAGCCCAGAUUGGCGAGACCGUCAACGGCAAGUAUCAAAUCAUUUCAAAACUCGGAUUUGGGACAGGUUCAACGGUCUGGCUGGCCGAAGAGAUGAACAGAUGGCCUUGGCAGUCGAGUAAAUAUAUGGCGUUGAAAAUCACCAAUUGUUUUGAGGGGGACUGGAAGUCGGCUAAUGAGGAGCUGCAGAUGCCUCGUCAUAUUUCUCAGAUACAGUUAGAAGAUGAAGGGGGUAAGUAUGUUAGAGUGGCUGAGGACUCUUUCGUCGUUAUGGGGCCAUUUGGUGAGCACCUAUGUUUGGUUUUUGAGCCGUUAAGGGAACCUUUGUGGAUGCUAGGACGACAUCUCGGGACUGUCGGGCUGUCGGCACCUAUUCUCAAAGCUUUCUUGAAGCUCAUUUUAAAGGGGCUUGAUUUCCUUCACUCUGAGUGCCAUAUCAUACAUACCGACCUAAAAGCGGAUAACUUCUUGAUUGGCUUUGAGGACAGCUUGGUCAUUGUUGAGUAUGUCAAGGCACAGAUACAAAACCCUGGCCCGUACAAAGAGGGUGAUGGACGGCGCGUAUAUCAAUCUCAGCCCGACUUUGGGCGCUUCACCAAAGGCACGGGGGUGCUGAAGAUAAGUGACUUCGGUGCUGCUGUGUUCGGCGACACGACGAGGUUGCAUUAUCAUGAUAUCCAGCCUGAACAGUUCGCGGCACCCGAGGUCCUGCUCGGCGCAGGCUGGACGAAUAGUGCUGAUAUUUGGAACCUUGGUAUGGUGCUCUGGGAACUCCUCGAGGACAUCUCGCUCCUCGACGGGGUUGGUCCUGAAAACCAAUACGACCGCCAUGUGCAUUUUGCGCAGAUGAUUCGGAUUUUGGGACCGCCGCCUGUGGAACUGCUGGGGCGGGCAAAUAAGGAGGUUUAUGCCAGUUUGAGUUCAGAGCAAGGCGAAUUUAGGCAUCCGCAUCUGAUGUCACCUGAGGACUUUACGUCCGAGAGCAAGACGCCGUCGCUCCAGGGAGAGGAUAAGCGGCUUUUUAUAGAGUUUGCACGGAGAAUGCUGAAAUGGCUGCCGGAGGAGAGGGCGACGGCGAGGGAGUUGUAUGAGGAUCCGUGGCUGAGCUCUCCCUGACAGUUGGGAAAGGCUUCUGCUUGAAAGC